AUGGCUAUUCUUGUACGACAAAGAGUUGACCAGAUGAGCAGAGCAAAAAACUUGUUUGAAAUCAGAAGUGAGACUUAUUUCGUGGCAAGUUGUUUAACAGGUGUUUUUGAAUUUCGACUCAAUGUUCUGAUGAUUGUUAAAGAAAACAAAAAACGAGUUAAGAUAGCAACAGAAUAUCUUGUCGAGUCGCAAAAUUAA
This is a messenger RNA of Clunio marinus, 198 nucleotides long. The record is from the annotation of a GenBank genome assembly. Lineage: Eukaryota; Metazoa; Arthropoda; Insecta; Diptera; Chironomidae.